AUGGCGAGAAGGGGCUAUUACGCCGUUGCGCGCGGCAAGCCGCCGGCGCCGGCCAUCUACUCUUCGUGGUUUGUCCUUCACACGGAUCCUCGCGUUUGACGGAGGCGGUUAGAGAAGGGUUUAGAACAUGAGAGUCUGAUUACAGAACAGGGCUGCUGCGCAGGUCGUCACGCAGAGGUAUCCGGACGUCAUUUUCAAGAAAUUCGCUACUUUGGCGGAAGCGCAGGCGUUCAUGGCUAAGCAUGGGGUUGUGAGGUAUCGUGUUGAAAUAACCUUUGAUGUAACCUGCAUAAUGGAAGAGUCGCGCAGCAAUACCACCGGUAGCGAUGUCUCUCCUCCUCCCCCUCUUCGUCCUUCUCCUGCUCCUCCUGCUCAUUCGGUCCCCAAUCCUCCUGAAGGUGGACGACGAGGGGGGGGAAAAAUCGGAGGGGGAACAGGAGGGAAUCAAUUCUAUGUUGUUGCGAAUGGGAGUGGGAAGGGGGUCUAUGAGUCUUGGUUAGCAUCCCUCAUUCUUCCCCCAGGGCUCGAUGAUGGGGCCGGGCUGACUGAAUUUGAAUUAAAUUAACUGAAAAACAGGAAGCAAGCAGAAGUGCACAUUGUCGGUCAACCCGGAAUAUGUCACCAGGCCUUUGGCACGCGUCAGGAGGCUGACGAAUGGUUGUGGGAGUUUGGAAGGAUGCAGGAAGAGGUGGAGUACAGGGCUAAUCCGAAGCGUGGAUUGGAAAACCUCAGCGACCUUGCCAGGGAAUUGCCGGAGCCGCAGUGAAUUGCCGCACUCGUAGUGAAUCUCACCGCGCGUGCGGCCCCAACAUCUAUUUUUUUCGAGGAAUCUUUGUGGUGAAUUUUCCUCUCGAGCUCUCAUACGUCCGAGCCCUGUAGGUAUCAUGCGGGGCUUUUGAACCUGCGAUGCAGAUGCAAGUAUCCAGGAUUUAGCUGAACUACCGGCGAUUCAGAUGGAUGCAGUGGAAGCUGGGUUGGCACGCUUUAUCUGGAGAAAUGGAGGGGGUGGGGGGAGCUGAGUGACCGAGGCUUUUGAAUUGUGUGUGGUUCCCGUAAGGUUUUACUUUUUUUUUCGAAUAGGAGGUGUAGUCAUUGUUCUUCAUGACUGAAUAUUUUUUGCUUUUUUGGUGGAUCUGUGCGAUUUUGUUUACUGGGAAUUUCUCGUUUAUUCAACCGGCGAUUUACCGCUUCAGUUUUGCCGUGAUACUUGCUGUUUUAACGGUUACUGUUGGUUGUGUUUGAAAUUUUCACUUUUUUCACUUAAGGGAGGUCAGUGCGACUGUGCUGGUGGAGUGCACCCUUCUUGGCAGGGCUCAUCAACUAACGGCUGCAUGCAUUGUCACUCGUUGGAGAUGAAGUUUUUGUGAGAUGCACUAUGGAUCUUUGAUGAUAAAGAAGCUAUAUUUGACUCCAGUUCAGCCCGGGGUGUUCCCCGUGAGCAGUCUAUGAAGGAGUACUUGGAUUUAUGCCUCCAUAUCGAUACUCCUGAUAAUUUAGCAUUUUGCGCUU
This is a messenger RNA of Tuber aestivum (summer truffle), 1509 nucleotides long. Lineage: Eukaryota; Fungi; Ascomycota; Pezizomycetes; Pezizales; Tuberaceae. The record is from the annotation of a GenBank genome assembly.